ACCUGGCAUUUUGACCCGUGUGUACAGCGUUAGCGUCGGGGUGAGUCGUCGCCAUGGUAACCGCGGAAGCCGGGGAUCCCGGGAGCUGAGAGUGCUGGGUCCGGGCGGCGCCGAAGGCCCAGGUAUUUUUGGAGUUAAUGGAUCUAGAAGAACCCCAAGACUCAGAGAGUUCAGAAAAAUCAGAACCUGUCUCACAGCAAGAAGAAGUUGAAGAAGGAGAAGAAGAAGAGGAGGAGGAGGAAGAAGAGGAAGAGGAGGAGGAGGAGGAAGAGGAGGAGGAAAAGACAGGCCUUUUUAAUCCUCUCUUACAACCUGUUCUCACAGGGGAUGUAGAAGGUUUGCAGAAGAUUUUUGAGGAUCCAGAGAACCCUCUCUAUGACCAGGCUAUACAGCUCCUCUUGGAAAAAGACAUUGUUGGAAGAAAUUUGUUGUAUGCAGCUUGCAUGGCUGGGCAGAGUGAAGUGAUUAGAGUUUUGGCAAAAUAUGGCGCGGAUCUGAAUGACAACACAGCCAGAGGUUAUACACCCUUACACUGUGCUGCCGCCUGGGGUCGUCUGGAAACAUUGAAAGUGCUUGUGGUGGAACUGGAUGUUGACAUAGAAGCUCUGAACUUCCGGCAAGAGCUAGCUCGAGAUGUUGCUGCUCGGUAUUCCCAGACCGAGUGCGUUGAAUUCCUGGACUGGGCAGCUGCAAGGCUGGCUCUGAAAAGAUACAUCCUAAAGGUCUCUGCCACUCUUGCAGAAUCAGAAAAGGGACCAGGGAGACUCUUCAAAGAAGACAAGAAUAACAUCCUCACUGCAUGCCGUAUAAGAAGUGAGUGGUUGGAAACCCAAUUGGAAGCUUCGAUCAAUGAGAUUUUUGAGCAGAAACAACAAUUGGAAGAUAUUGUGACUCCUAUCUUCACAAAAAUGGCCACACCACGUCAAGUGAGGAGUGCCAAAUCUGUAGCCUAAGCCUUGCUCAGAAAAGAAGCCAACACCAUGCCUUCUACUGAACAGACACGUUUUAAAAAGCCGCAUCUUCUUCCAGCAUUUGUAAAGCCACACCUAUUCAUGACAACUGAGGCUGAGAACAUAGAUGUGGGGUUUUAUAAAAAUGUUUAAGUGUGAAAUGGGACCACCCCUGUUCUGUUUUACCCUCGUCAGCGUGCUCACGUCCGGACUCUGACCUUGACUGCUCCCCUGGGUGCAAGCCCCUGUGAG
Myotis davidii is the source of this 1202-nucleotide messenger RNA. RefSeq names its product ankyrin repeat domain 45 (gene ANKRD45). The record is from RefSeq and is a predicted model, not a curated record. Gene Ontology annotation, molecular function: protein binding. NCBI's taxonomy places the organism in Eukaryota, Metazoa, Chordata, Mammalia, Chiroptera, Vespertilionidae. The transcript is spliced from 6 exons. Bases 138 to 953 code for a protein of 271 amino acids.